ACAUUCACAAAUAAAAAAACGUACUAGACUAAUCACAUAGUUUCAGCCUGAUGUAAACAAUAUGUGAGAUACUAAAUCAUUAACAUAAUUGAAAGUGGGGUACCAAAUUGUUCGAAAGUCAAUACCGAUACCAAAUUGUUAAUUAUAAGGAGCUUUAAAAUAAUUUGCUCAAAAUUGAACGGUCAUUAUUAAUUAAUUAUAGCUAGUUAAGCCUCUCCCGCCAUUUUCUUUUAAAAACAGCACCAUUAAUGGCUUCACUAUUUCCUAAAUCUCUCCCCCUUCACUUCAUUUCCUCCUCUACUCACCGUAAUAGUCCUACUACUACUAAUAAUAAUCAUAAUCAGAAUUUGCUGCUGCUCCAACUGCAAGAAUGGAAAAUCAGGUGCUUCACCUUUAACAAACUUAACCACCUCAGUCUUACGCCCAUGUCUACGCAAUUAAAGAGGAGGAGAAGUUUGAUCUGUGCAGUCAGUCACGACGCUGAGUCGUCAUUUAAAAAGACUGUGGAAGUUGAUAGGCUGAUCGAUACCCUUAGGGAUGCAAGUCCAGGAGAACUUCAGAAGCUUGUGGUCCGAAAUGUCCUUGCUUUCGAUGCUAGUUUUUGGAUACGACUUGCAGCAAGAUCUGAUACCUGCAAAUCAGAGGAUGAUAAAAAAGAUUGUGAGGAAUUGGCUGGAUUGGUAAUGAGCAUUAUGGAUUCGCUUUUCCACAAGACUAAAGCAGUAGAAGAUGGGGGUAAACCUGGACUUGUAGCAAUGCUACAAAAGGUUUUGCAGCUCUAUGCUUCUGAGAUUCUCCCAAAACGUAGUUAUGCAAAGAGAGGAGAUGAAAUUUUGAAGGCCGAGAAGUUCCUUGAGACGAUAAUCAAAGGGACUGCAUUUCCAACAAAUGCAUCAGUUGGACUCUACUCCGAAAUAAUUGAGCUGAAAGAUGCGUUUUGCCUGAACUAUUGAGACCUUUUUCUUUGUUUUCGUCUGGAAUAUUCAUGUUUCUACAUACGCUAUCGGAUAGUUGUUGAUGUUUAGGUUGUUAAAUUUCGUUUAUUUCUAUCCUAAAUUUUGUCUUGCCAUGAUUUUAUGA
Messenger RNA from Mercurialis annua (annual mercury), 1080 nucleotides. RefSeq lists its product as uncharacterized. The transcript has 8 exons. NCBI's taxonomy places the organism in Eukaryota, Viridiplantae, Streptophyta, Magnoliopsida, Malpighiales, Euphorbiaceae. The record is from RefSeq and is a predicted model, not a curated record. Bases 249 to 953 code for a protein of 234 amino acids.